CUUCUCAACACCUACCCACAUAUACAAUGUACCAAAUAUCAUUACAAUCCAUCUAGAGGUUCAUGUGUUAUGCUGACCAUAAAUAUCCGGAAACACAAACAAACAAAGACACACACAGACACACAUGCACGCAGACAGACAGACACACCGAAAACUAUAUCUCAAUUUUUCAUGGAGAUUAAAAUGAAGAAAGUGUAGGCGGAACGCGCUGCACACUGCAUGACUGAAUGUGUUUAAUCAGGUAUCAAAUGACCUUUCACCCCGCUGUAGCAGUAACCUUUCACCCCUUGCUGCUCCAGGCAGACUUGCAGGAGGAUUGUGUGGAGGUAAUAAUCAUCACUGGAAGCAGGUUCGACAUGGAAGAGGGAGGUAUUGAGUAUCCUACUGCUGUUCACCAGAACUUCGAUGAUGGGUCUCCUGCUGGAUUUCUAUGCAACCGGGAUGCAAGUCAAACCAAAGACCAGCCAACAGCAAGCAAAUCCAGUGCGGUCAGUCAACCGAAAGCAAACACUGGUGAGAAACCCUACAUGUGUGGGGAGUGUGGGUACAGGACGGCAUGGGAGUCUCAUUUAUCCCGACACAUGAGAACACACACAGGAGAAAAGCCAUUCAAGUGUGACCAGUGUGACUAUUCUGCAGCAGAAAAGUCGGCCGUGAAACAACAUCUAGCAAAGCACACCGGUGAGAAACCCUACAUGUGUGGGGAGUGUGGGUACAGGACAUCAUUGAAGUCUAACUUAUCUCGACACAUAAGAACACACACAGGAGAAAAACCAUCCAAGUGUGACCAGUGUGACAAGUCUACUGUACAUCAAUACAGCUUGGAUCAACAUCUAGCGAAACACACUUGUGACAAACCCUACAUGUGUGAUGAGUGCGGGUACAGGACAACUCAGAAGUGUCACUUAUCAGUACAUAUGAGAACUCAUACUGGUGAAAAACCCUACAAGUGUGACCAGUGUGGCUAUUCUGCUUCACAUAAGUCCACCUUGAAGCAACAUUUAGCCAAGCACGCUGGUGAGAAGCCCUACAUGUGUGGGGAGUGUGGGUACAGGACAUCUCGGAAAUCGCACUUGUCCCAACACAUGAGAACACAUACAGGGGAAAAACCCUACAAGUGUGACCAGUGUGACUAUUCUGCAGCACACAAAGGCAGUUUGGACCAACAUCUAUUCAAACACAUUGGCGAGAAGCCCUAGAUGCCUUGGGAGUGUGGAUACAGGACAGCUCAAAAGUGUCACUUAUCCAAUAAUAUGAGGACUCAUACCAGUGAAAAACCCUAGAAGUGUGACCAUUGCGGCUAUUCUGCGGCAAGGAAAUCUGCAUUGGACAAACAUUGUAAAAUACACUGUGGAACAACAGUACAUGCUUGAGGCAUAUUUGACGCGGGAAACUCGUUCCAGUCUUUGAUAGUAAUCUUUAUUAGUACAGUGUAUAACUUUGAGUGGCUUGGUAUACGAGGGAUCGCUGUUGUUGUUUAUAUCGUGCAAUCAAUACAAUGCGUAGAUUGUAGCUCUCAGCAGUCAAUAUCAUUGUUAGAAUAGUCACUUGUUUACACUUGUCACCAUUGUUAUCUAUACCGAAUUACUUUAUGUAUGUUUACUAUAUCUUCUGUAUGCUUCAUGUUGCAAUUAGCCCUCGGGCAAGAACUUGCAAAUAAACUUCUCUAUAUCAGGGGUAUUGGGCAGUUGAUGCCUACCAGAAUGUCAUAAGAUUGGAUUAAAAAUUGAUAUUCAAAUUAGCAGAUCAAAUUACUGGUUAAUAUAUCAAUCAAGCUUUUGCCAAACACCUGCUUUUUGCCUACCAUUGCGUCACCGUGACAUCAUCAUGAUCGCUUGUAUUCCGCCAAGUGUUUGAGUAAGUUGUGAAAUGAGAUGCUGUGACAUGAAAUGUAGUUUUAGUGACUGCCAUGGCUGACAUGUAAGAACAUAACUCAUUAGUGACAUUAGGAAGUUUUGUUAAAGUACAAACUUUUGAGAAGAGAGCUUUUGUGACAUGAAAUGUGAUUUCAGUGAUGUAUGGGAACAUAACUGAAAAGCGAAAAUAAAUAUGUUGAAUAAUGAAAGUGCAAAUUCCACUAUUAAGUUAUGUGAUUGGUUUCAAUAUUGUGCCACAGUAGUAGUCCACUGUGUUCUGCUGCUUCAUUGGGCUAAUAAACACCCUGCAGCUGCUGCAGUCUUUCUUCAAAUUUC
This is a messenger RNA of Branchiostoma floridae (Florida lancelet), 2192 nucleotides long. RefSeq names its product gastrula zinc finger protein XlCGF8.2DB-like. The coding region runs from base 228 to 1199 and encodes 323 amino acids. Lineage: Eukaryota; Metazoa; Chordata; Leptocardii; Amphioxiformes; Branchiostomatidae. The record is from RefSeq and is a predicted model, not a curated record. The transcript is spliced from 2 exons. Gene Ontology annotation, molecular function: DNA-binding transcription factor activity, RNA polymerase II-specific; RNA polymerase II transcription regulatory region sequence-specific DNA binding. Gene Ontology annotation, biological process: regulation of transcription by RNA polymerase II. Gene Ontology annotation, cellular component: nucleus.